AUGGCUUUGCCCCCUUGUCUGUUCACUGUUGUGCCGCCGCCUAUCGCGAAAAAGGUCAUCAUCGACGAGUAUGUCUUCGACCCCAACGGAGACACCCAGUACAUUCUAAAGAGCCCCAACAAACCCAUUACAAUCGACAUUUCCAACCGGAAGCGCUUGAUUCGUUCUCCCGGGCCCCCGACUGAAAGUGAAAGCAAACGAGCUAGAACCUUGUCAGGCAAAUAUGCCCAGUCCGGCUCUAGUAGCUUUGACCGUGAGCCCCCCGAUGAGAUUCAUUUUAAGGUGUCUGGGGCUCAUCUGGGGCUGGCAAGUCCCGUCUUCCGCACAAUGAUAACGGGGUCCUGGUCCCAGUCUUCUCUCGUACCUGCGGACGGGAGCCAAGAGGGCAGCAUACGCCAGCUCACCUCCAGUGAGUGGGACAGCGAGGCAGUCUUAAUCAUGUUCCACAUCAUGCAUGGGCAUCAUAGGAACGUUCCCAAAAUGGUGAACCUCAAGAUGCUCACUUCCAUAGCAACGGUAGUCGAUUACUACCAAUGCCACGAGAUCUUUGAGAUCUUCGUUGACCAAUGGAUCGCGGCCCUUCAGAGGGAGAAUUCCGUUCCACCUAGAAGCGUCUUUGGAGAAGAUGUCAUCCGUUGGCUUUCGAUUUCUUGGGUGUUCGCUCGCCCCGAAAUCUUCAACGUCAUGGCUGAGACAAUCAUCAGAUUUUCCACCCAUCCAAUCCUUGUUCCGGAUCUUCCAGUCGCCCCUGCUCUAGGCAUGCUCGAGGUCAGAAGGCAGGAAUUGGUCACCAAAGUGUUCACUUACGUCGCUCGGAUUCACAAGGCCUUGUGUAUGGGCCAGACGAACUGCACUGUGCCUGAUUGCGCCUCAAUGCUCUUAGGAACUCUGGUCAGAGCCACGCAAACGCUCGAGCACCUCAAAAACGAGGAAACACGCCCCGCCGAUGGCUACUCUCUAUCCAGCAUUCUAGAGACUCUCUCGAGCUACCGGAGACCCAACUGGGCUUCGAUCCGCCACGACCCCAUCGGGAACCCCAUCCCCACGGUCCACCGAUGCUCACUUGAGCAGUUCCUCGUGCGGCCGCUCAAAAAGAUCGAGGCAGAAAUCAAACUUGGCGCCUUUGAUAUCGUUACAAAGUCCGUGGGUACCUCAGCUAGUAAUCCAUCGUCAAAGAUGAGGAACCCUACCAUAUCAAGCGGACCUGUCAGAAGAGUCGAGCAGCGCCCAAAUGCCUCUUAA
Messenger RNA from Clonostachys rhizophaga, 1242 nucleotides. NCBI's taxonomy places the organism in Eukaryota, Fungi, Ascomycota, Sordariomycetes, Hypocreales, Bionectriaceae. The record is from the annotation of a GenBank genome assembly.